Manihot esculenta (cassava) is the source of this 1969-nucleotide messenger RNA. RefSeq names its product F-box/LRR-repeat protein At5g63520. The record is from RefSeq and is a predicted model, not a curated record. The transcript is spliced from 10 exons. Bases 40 to 1641 code for a protein of 533 amino acids. NCBI's taxonomy places the organism in Eukaryota, Viridiplantae, Streptophyta, Magnoliopsida, Malpighiales, Euphorbiaceae. Gene Ontology annotation, molecular function: protein binding. Gene Ontology annotation, biological process: protein polyubiquitination; positive regulation of proteasomal ubiquitin-dependent protein catabolic process.
CGCCUGAGCCUAAGCGACCAAGCUUGGCCUUUCUCUGAAAUGGAGGAGGAGACGAAGAAAAAGCCUAUCGAAGAAGCAAAAUCAGGGUUUGGUUCGCUUAGCGAAGACAUACUUGAAAAGAUACUGAGAAGAUUACCAGCCCCAUCGCUCGCAUCCGCGGCGUGCGUCAGCAAAUUAUGGUACCAGAAUUGCAAUCGAAUCCUCUCUCGUCCAAAGCUUGCCUCUGCCAUCUCUCUCAACCCUUCCCUUGAAAUUGCUGUUCAAGAGGUUCUUGAUAAAGUUCUCUCGGAGCCCAUUCGGCCACAUUUUGCCAUUGCAAAUGGUUUUGGCUAUAGCUUCUGCAUGCAGAAAGCUUUUGAUUUGCUAUCAGGGAAAAUGGGUUCCAGGACUCCUCUUAUCGUUACCUGGGCCAGUGGAGCCAUGGGACGAGAUGCUCGUACCAACGAGUUCAGAGAGGUCAUAGGAGGAUAUUGUUGUAGCGAUUGCGAUGAUGAGCGUUUGGAUGCCAAUUCUGGUAUCCUUUUGACUGUGGGCUCUGUACCUGGACUGAAAGUUGAGGCCAUCCCUCUGUUAAGGCGGACAAAGCAGGCACCUCGAGUAUCAAUGGCUGAUGACCUUGUGGUGGAUAUUAGGAACUACACAAUUUUGGCUUCAGGUUGCACAUCGCCUGUUGCAAUCAUCAUGUUUGGAGGGGGAGAUAUUGACCUGAAACCUAUCAUUGAGAAACUGGAUUAUGCCAUGUUGAAGGAAACUGUUAUUGCUGGUGACGAGAAGACCGAAUUUUUGUACAGAAGUGGCAUGGAAUCAAAAAAUGUCUGUGAGAGCACGAAAUAUUUUUCUGAUGCUGUUGCUCUUGUGUUUGCAAGGGAUAGAGAAAAAGCUCAUGGAAUAGGGGAUAUUCAAUUCCAUGCUGCAUUAUCAAAUGGCGUUUCUGCAAUAGGUCCAAGGUACAAAGCAGCUUCUGUUAGAGUGAAUGGUCGUGAUUGUACUACUUGGCUGACUGCCAAACGAGAAGGGGAACAUGAGAUUUUUGAUGGUCAGAGGAUUCUAAAUGAUAUUAAUGAUGAGUUGGAAAAUCGCAUUGGAGGUGCUGAUCUGUAUAUUGGGGUCUCAAAACACAGAAAAUACUCUAUUGAGAGAGAGAAGCCAAGGUCGAUGUCAUCCUUGGCUUUCCAUGGAGUCAUGGGAGUAGAUGAAGAAUACCUUUUUGUUUAUGGUUCUGGCAUCAGAACUGCAGACUAUUUCCAAUUUUAUCAUUCAGAUCCAAACAUUGCGUUAUCUUCUUGCAAUAAUGUUUCUAUUCAUCUGAGAGACCUGAAGGUAGAUUGGAAUUCUAAAAGAGGCCUUCAUCCAUUAAGUGUUGCUAAUGAAUGUAAGAAGGAAUGCAUUGGAGGUUUUGUUUUUGCUUGUCGUGGCCGUGGUGAAUCAUUUUUUGGGCGGCCGAAUGUUGAUAGUUCCCCAAUAUUGGAGAAUUUUCCUGGGGUCCCAUUGGCAGGAAUAUAUUGUGGUGGGGAAAUAGGCCGUGGCAUUUCAAUCUUGAAUGCACAUGGAAGGCAAGAAGAAAGCACUACACGUCUUGUGCAUGUAUUUAGCACAGUAUAUCUGGUGCUAUCGUAUACGCCAGCAUCUAUGGAACAUUAGAUCCGGUGCAUGAUUGUGCGUCCCAGACGGAUGGAAAGGAAUCAGGGAUGAGUCAAUUAUGAGUAGCUGAUGAUGCUUCUUUCUUUAAUCUCCAUUUUCUUAAAGCUGUAGUGAGCGUCUUAAACUGUCUUGUAAGUAAAUUCUCGGUGGUGUGGGAAUGCAUGGAAUAAACAGAUUGGAAUGUUAAGAUGAGCUUUUGUCCAGUUAUUUAUGGUAGGAUCUUAGUAGAGAUCACCUAUGUAUUUAAUGAGGUUCGACUUAUAUGGAACAAUGUAGUAUGGUUUGAUAGAAUUGUUAGUACGUUAAAAGUCUUUGUAUUUCUGAAAAA